UUUACAUCCCUCAGGCGCGACGCAAGAUUUGAAGGACAACAAAGCGUACUAGCUUAAGAAAAGUGCUUCAACAAAGGAACACCUACCAAAUCCAUUCAUCCUAAACGAAUCCACUCAUGAAUAUUUGGAGUGCUCACUUUGAAAAACAAAAGGUCAUACACGACACGGUGUCCCGCCAGAAUUCUUGAGCCUGCAUACAUGCAGCGGCAAUACCCAUCUCGCUCUACCUCUUCACUCCUGCAAAAAUGUUCUACGUACUUUUUGUUGUAGUUCUUUUCUUAGUUCUCUUACUGAUACUUCGCACUGUAUAUGUGCUGAAGAAAAAAAGAAAUCAAGGUUCUUUGGACAGGAGAAAGUCAGCUAAAGUAAUGGUGGUUGCCGGCUCAGGUGGUCAUACUUCAGAGAUGCUCAGACUUAUGGGCUCACUGUCUUCUUGUUAUCAACCAAGGAUCUAUAUUGUUGCUGAGACUGAUAAAAUGAGUGAAGACAAGAUUAAUAGUUUUGAAAAAUCUAAGAAGAAGGAAGAUGAGGAUAAAUCAGGGUUUAAAAUAGUUAAAAUUCCACGAAGUAGAGAAGUACGUCAAUCAUGGCUUUCUUCAAUCUUUACAACUUUGAAUGCCUUGACUUUUUCAUUUCCUGUUGUAUUGCAAGAGAAACCAGAUUUGAUUCUUUGUAAUGGUCCAGGAACAUGCAUUCCAAUUAAUGUAGCAGCAUUUGUGUUAAAAAUUUUUGGUGUAAGGGAUAUUACGAUGGUGUUUGUUGAGAGCAUUUGCAGAGUAAAGACAUUAUCACUAUCUGGGAAAAUCAUGUACUGCUUUGCAGAUUAUUUUAUUGUUCAAUGGCAACAGCUCCAGACAAUUUUUCCCAAGUCCAUUUACCUUGGACGGCUGGUGUAGUAGUGUGAAGCCUUCAUUUAACAAAAGGCCGGGACUUGUGAUGACAGUACCAUACUCGUAACAGAAUUGUACAAAUUAAAUUAUAUUUAUAAGUUGCUAAAAAAUGGAAACUGUCAGUAGUAAAUUUAUUGGUGAAUUGUAAUAUUUGAAAAAGCUAAUACCAAUAGGGGAAAAUAAACUUAUGCUAAUGCUGUUGUACUUGAUGCACUUUAGGGUCACUUGGUAAGCCUCAGUGUAUCCCUUUUCACUCCUCUGCGCCCAAAAGUUGGCAGGCAGGAUUCUGGGUUGAAACACAGCAGGGUCACAGUUUUGUAUUCUUGAGUAUAUUUGAAUCACACAGUACCUCUCUUUAUGCAGAAGUGUAAAUGGGUUCCUCAACUUUGCUGAUACAUUGAGGCCACUUUAUUGGACAUUUUUGAACUAAUAUCUUCAUUGACUCAGUAAUUAUAACAAAACUAUUAUCUGAUAAGAAGCAACAGGCUCCCUAAGAACAAUUGUGAUUAAAAUGGAUUAUGAGAAAAGAAAAGCUAAC
Pocillopora verrucosa is the source of this 1428-nucleotide messenger RNA. Its product is annotated as UDP-N-acetylglucosamine transferase subunit ALG14-like. Gene Ontology annotation, biological process: dolichol-linked oligosaccharide biosynthetic process. Gene Ontology annotation, cellular component: UDP-N-acetylglucosamine transferase complex. The record is from RefSeq and is a predicted model, not a curated record. Gene Ontology annotation, molecular function: N-acetylglucosaminyldiphosphodolichol N-acetylglucosaminyltransferase activity. NCBI's taxonomy places the organism in Eukaryota, Metazoa, Cnidaria, Anthozoa, Scleractinia, Pocilloporidae.